Molecule: messenger RNA, 1955 nt
Organism: Corvus hawaiiensis (hawaiian crow)
Lineage: Eukaryota; Metazoa; Chordata; Aves; Passeriformes; Corvidae
Product: ras-related protein Rab-11A-like
Exons: 5
Coding region: 57-707 (216 amino acids)
Biological process (GO): regulated exocytosis; constitutive secretory pathway
Cellular component (GO): recycling endosome
Molecular function (GO): GTPase activity; GTP binding
Source: RefSeq, a predicted model, not a curated record
UAAGGCCCGGAAAUCCCAGUUGGCCCAGUGGGAGUGGGGCUGUGGUGCUGGGCGAGAUGCGGGGCAAGGAUGAUGAGUACGAUUAUCUCUUCAAAGUUGUGCUCAUAGGGGACUCUGGGGUGGGGAAGAGCAACCUGCUCUCGCGCUUCACCCGCAAUGAGUUCAACCUGGAGAGCAAGAGUACCAUCGGGGUGGAGUUUGCCACGAGGAGCAUCCAGGUGGACAACAAGACAGUGAAGGCUCAGAUCUGGGACACGGCGGGGCAGGAGCGGUACCGUGCCAUCACCUCAGCGUACUACCGGGGGGCCGUGGGAGCUCUGCUCGUCUAUGACAUCGCCAAGUACCUGACGUACGAGAACGCGGAGCGCUGGCUGAAGGAGCUGCAGGACCACGCUGAUGCCAACAUUGUCAUCAUGCUGGUGGGCAACAAGAGCGACCUGCGGCACCUGCGGGCUGUGCCCACCGAUGAGGCCAGGGGCUUCGCAGAGAAGAAUGGGCUGUCCUUCCUUGAGACAUCUGCUCUGGACUCCACCAAUGUGGAGACUGCUUUCCACAACAUCCUCUCGGAGAUCUACCGCAUCGUGUCCCAGAGGCAGAUCACUGGGCAGCCGGAGUCAGAGUUCGGCCCCUCCACCACCAUCGAGCCCAUCCGGGUGCUGCCCACGCAGCAGGAGGGUCGGCAAGCGCCCUGCUGCCAGAACAUCUGAGCCCCCCACCUUGACCCCCCCACCACCCAGCACAUGGUGGCAUCAUAUGUCUCACCCUCUACCUCUGCCCGCUGCAGCUCCCUGAGCAGUGCAGGCUGGUGGCUGCUUUUGUGUGCACCAUCACACUGCCCAUAUGCUGCUUCGCCUGUGUUUAUGUAGGACCAGCAAAAACGGGGGGGAGGCAAAGCAUCAGGGUGUCUCCCCUCUCUCCCCAAGGUCGGGGACAUGCCAUCCCCUGUGUCCCUGCUCCCUUUAGCCCUGCAGGCACAGUCACUGGGUGACUGGGUGGCACUGAACAAGCCCGAACAUGGUGAGUCCCUGUUUGGUGACGCCCUGUGUGCAGCCCCGUGGGGUGGGUGGGGAGGGGGACACUGGGUGCAGCCUUCUCCUGCCUGGCGAAACCAGCAGUGAUGCAGAUGGUUGUGCCCAGCCCUGUCCCUGCGGCACCAAGAGCUGGGAGUGCCUCUGGGUGCUGCUGGGGCCAUCCAGGGUGGGGGUGGGGGUGACACUGUUUUUGUGUUGUGACCCCCCCCGCAGCAUGACCCCAGCAAAAAGAAAAGCUGUGAUUCUUCCAUGGAAAGAGAUGGAGCAGGGGCUGGGGGGCCUUGGCCUUUGGGAAGCCCCAAGGAGGGGAAAAGGGGGGACCGGGGAUUUGGGGGGCUGAGGGUGAGGGCAGGGAUGAGGUGCUGAGGGUGGGCACAUGGUCCCUCUGCGCAGCUUCCCGUGUGGGAGCCGGUGUCAGCACUGGGGACCCCUCGGCUCCAGCUGUGAGGACCCCCUGGCAUGGCUUGGCCCUUCCCUGCUCGAGUGUUUGGCCAUCGUGGCUGGUGGCUGCAUGGCCCAGCCUGGGGACAGGCCACCACUGCAUGGAGUGUCUGCCGCAUCGGUGGGAUGGCAGUGGCCUUGUCCCCUGCCUGGGGGACAGCAGCCACUCCCCAGGGUGGACAUCACCCAGGAUGCUGGGACAGACUGUGCUGAGCCCAGUGCUGCUGGCAGGGGUGAUUGGCAGGUGUCAAUUAAGAGGGGUGCAGGUGGGAAAGCCUUCCCCAUUGACCCAGUGCUGGGAGCGUGGCCCCUGUCGCAGUGUGGGGUUUUGGGGGAAUCUCUUUCUUUUCACAGCUGCCUGCAGUCACUGCAUCUCACUCGGCUGUGCCAGUAGGAUCUGGGCCAGGGUCUCCCCUUGGGGCACAAUUUGUUGAUGAAACAGAAUUUGAGGCAAAAUCCCCAAAUAAAACUGCUGUUGAGGCA